This is a messenger RNA of Saccostrea cuccullata (small rock oyster), 2256 nucleotides long. RefSeq names its product methyl-CpG-binding domain protein 2-like. Gene Ontology annotation, cellular component: nucleus. Gene Ontology annotation, biological process: DNA methylation-dependent constitutive heterochromatin formation; negative regulation of transcription by RNA polymerase II. Bases 16 to 768 code for a protein of 250 amino acids. The transcript is spliced from 6 exons. Gene Ontology annotation, molecular function: methyl-CpG binding. Lineage: Eukaryota; Metazoa; Mollusca; Bivalvia; Ostreida; Ostreidae. The record is from RefSeq and is a predicted model, not a curated record.
GGGGAUCCACAAAAGAUGGAAAAACGCAGACUGGACUGUGUUGGACUACCCCCAGGCUGGAAGCGAGAAGAAGUAGUCCGAAAAUCGGGACUGUCUGCGGGGAAGACUGAUGUUUAUUACAUAAGUCCAGAUGGUAAGAAGAUAAGAAGCAAACCCCAGCUGGCUCGACAGCUAGGUGAACAGUUUGAUCUUAGUGCUUUUGACUUCCGCAGUGGUCGAAUUAACCACAGUCAACUGAGAAAAAGUAAGCGCCCACAAGGACCGUAUGACUUCACCAGAGGUUUGUCUCAAUUUGAUUGUUAUUUUUUAGUAUUGCCUAUCAGGCAGACAGCCUCCAUCUUUAAACAGCCAGUCACCGUCAUACACCGAGAGGAGAGCAAGACAAAAUCAGAGUUAAAACAUGGACCACAAGAUCCUCCCAAACAGUUGUUCUGGGAGAAACGACUACAAGGCAUACAAGCUUGUGAUAGUCAAGAAGAGGUCAUCAAGGCACUGGAUCUGCCCAGAAAUGUACAGGGUGUAGGGCCAGAGCUGACAACAGAAAACAUUUUACAGAGUAUAUCAGCAGCUCUCCACAUCAGCAAUAGUCCUGUUGUGGGUCAGGGUAAUAACAGAGCAACAGUGGCCAAAAACCCAGGUGUCAACAUCGAUGUCUAUCAACCACACAUACAGCAAGUAAUUGUGUCAGAAGAGGACAUCCGCCGACAAGAACUGAAGGUGAUCGAGGCCAGGAAGAAGCUGCAGGACGCCAUUAAAGGACUAGUGUAGUGUCCGCGUGUGUAGGAACUAUUUAUAUAAAACUGUCAUGUCAAAACCCAGUAGAUCUGAGAUCAUGAUAUGUGUCUUUUUACUUGUGAGGGCUGUACAGUACCCCUAACUGUGGUCCACAGACAUUGUAUGUGUGUGUAUUCAUUUUGCUUUUACCAUAGAGUUGUCAGAUUUUCAUUGUUUCUGUACUAAUGUUAGAAUGACUUCAAAGAUCAUUUGUCAUAUAUAUUGAAUAAAAAUGCAUCCAGUGACUUUUUUGCUAUUACAGCAUAAUGUACGACUUAUACAGUAUUUUAGUAUUUGCACAAGUUGAUUUUUCACCAAGUCAGUGUAGAUUUGAUUUAGCAAUUUCUGAAUGUACUUUAUUAUACACAUAUUAAUAAAUGUACACAAGUAUGGAUCUGCUAUAUCUGAUCAUGUUGUUCCUUUUGGGUACUCUGUAGCUAUAUCUGAAAUGAUACACACAGCAUACAGUGUGCUUUGUGUAUCAUUUCAGAUAUAGCUACAGAGUACCCAGAAGGAACAUUACUUCUAGGAUUGUCUUGAAGUUAAAAAAUAUAGGUAUUGAUUCAUUACAAAGUGUUUAAGUUAGAGUCUGAUCUUAGCCAUAAAUUCCAAUACCAUGUAUUGGAAGUGUAGAAUUUCACUUCUGCAGACCUGUCAUGGGUUAAGGUAGUUCAAUCCUGAGGUUUAUAAAAUUAGCAGCUAAGUAACCAAAAAUAACUCAUAAAAGUAUCUCUGAAUCCACAAAGUUAUGUAAAUUUAUCCACAGUAUUUCUUUAAAGUUAAAGAUUAAAGUUUAUUAUAUUAAACAGGGAAAAUCGUCAAAUCUCCAAUAUAUUUGCAGAAAAAGCGAAAUGGAAUAUCAGCGAUGCGUUUUCUAAUUGCAAAUUGAUCAGCAAAUGUACCUAACAGCAGUCGUUUAAAUCGAAACAUUAAGAUAUGCUCGAUGUUUCAAUUAGAAAGUAACUUUUUGUGUGUCCCAUAUCCGUUUUAGUGUUGGUGUGCCCUACAUCAUUUCUGAAAACAAAAUGAUUUAUACUUUUUUCUUGGAUAAUUAAAGCAUAAUAAACUAUUAAACAAAUCUUGUUUUUUUUUAAAUAUUAGUUCUAGUGUAAACGCGGAAGAAUAAAAUGUCUAGUACAUCUGGACAUGCGAAUAAUAGGUCGAAUUUUAAAAAUGUGUGCCCCGCAUCCCGGGUUUUUCUUACUUGUUUUCGAACUGUGUCGAAGUGUUUGGAGCAAUAAGAUUCUAUCACGAACAAACGUACAAUAUAUAUUGUAGUUGAUGUUCUUUGGCAUACUUUAGGCAGGAUACAGAUUUAAUAUCCAUUCUUUAUAAGUGCAAAAAUAUCAAUUUCUUACAUCGAAGCGGAGCAUUUGUCCUCCAUUUUUGUGUGUCCUAAUCCCGUACGAUGAUGUAGAUUCCCCGCCGUGAACUAUUCAUCCUGUUAAUUAUAUCAUUAAUUAAACUGAUCAUAUGGCAAGA